UUUUCUUAAGCGGCGGCGGCGGUGGUGGCGGCGGCAGCAGCGGCAGCAGCAGCAAGAAGAGAAGCAGCUCCAGCUAUGACUGCCGCAUGUUAAUAGCUACCGCUUGGGUUCCUGGGCUGCCGCUGGAGACUGAGCCUGACUCCGAAGUUGUGCAACUGUGAACUGGGAGAGACAUUUGAACCCUCCUUUCUCUUUGCUCCGCUUUUGCCCCCUUGGGGUGUGUGAAGAGAGGAAACGUAAAGGACGACAAGCAUUUGGCUUUCCCUCUUUCUCUUUCUCCACGGCUGUGUUGCAGAAGAAAGGGAAGAGAGACUUUUGUUGUUGUUUUCUUGACUGGGGUCUCCACCCUCCUGCUGCCUUCUCUGUGCUUUAUCAUUUUUUUUUUUUUGGCCGCGUGUGGUGGGGGUGCCUUUGCUGGGGCCAGUCCAUCUUUUGCCCCGGGCUCUAUGGCUGGAUUGUGGAAACUGCACCCCGCUGCAGGUUGUUGAGCGACUGAUGGGACGAUCUCAGGGACCCGCGGUUGCAGAAGGAAUGUUUAAUUUGUUAAGUUGGAGGAAAAAACAUGGAUUUUUAGUAAUUGAAGAACAAACUAAGGUUUCAUAUUUGGAAUAUUGGUGUUUCAAUUUUUGAGGAAUUUUUCUUUUACUUUUUGAUUUUGUUUUAAUUUUUAAUUAUCAAUCUUGGAGUACAGAAGAGGAACCACAAACACAGUGACUUUGUUUCACGUUUGAAACAUACAUUCUUGAGGAAUUCUCACGCCCAAGCCCACAGCCAUGUGGCCAUCACAGCUACUAACYUUCAUGAUGCUCUUAGCACCAAUAGUUCAUGGUGGCAAGCACAGUGAGAGACAUCCAGCCCUUGCUGCUGCACUGAGACAUGCUGAGCGCAGCCCAGGAGGCGCUCUACCACCCAGACAUCUCCUUCAGCAGCCAUCUGCGGAGCGUGCUACUGCUCAUCGUGGACAAGGGCCUCGUGGAGCUGCCAGAGGAGUUCGUGGUCCAGGUGCCCAAGGAGCACAGAUUGCAGCCCAAGCUUUCAGCAGAGCCCCAAUCCCAAUGGCAGUGGUCCGCAGAGAGCUCUCCUGUGAGAGCUACCCCAUCGAGCUCCGCUGUCCAGGAACAGAUGUCAUCAUGAUCGAAAGUGCCAACUAUGGGAGGACUGACGACAAAAUCUGUGACUCCGACCCUGCUCAGAUGGAGAAUAUCCGAUGUUAUCUGCCAGAUGCCUAUAAGAUUAUGUCUCAAAGAUGCAAUAACAGAACCCAAUGUGCAGUGGUGGCAGGCCCUGAUGUUUUUCCAGACCCAUGUCCAGGAACCUAUAAAUACCUUGAAGUGCAGUAUGAAUGUGUCCCUUACAAAGUGGAACAAAAAGUUUUUCUUUGUCCUGGACUACUAAAAGGAGUAUACCAGAGUGAACAUUUGUUUGAGUCUGACCAUCAGUCUGGGGCAUGGUGCAAAGACCCUCUUCAGGCUUCUGACAAGAUUUAUUAUAUGCCCUGGACCCCCUACAGAACUGAUACCUUGACUGAAUAUUCAUCCAAAGAUGACUUCAUUGCUGGAAGGCCAACUACUACCUACAAGCUCCCUCAUAGGGUGGAUGGCACAGGAUUUGUUGUGUAUGAUGGAGCUUUGUUCUUCAAUAAAGAACGCACCAGGAACAUAGUAAAGUUUGAUUUGCGGACUAGGAUAAAGAGUGGAGAGGCUAUCAUAGCAAAUGCCAAUUACCAUGAUACCUCCCCUUACCGAUGGGGAGGCAAAUCUGACAUAGACCUGGCAGUGGAUGAAAAUGGGCUCUGGGUCAUCUAUGCAACAGAACAAAACAAUGGUAAAAUCGUCAUUAGUCAGUUGAACCCUUAUACCCUGCGGAUUGAAGGGACAUGGGAUACUGCAUAUGAUAAAAGGUCAGCUUCCAAUGCAUUUAUGAUUUGUGGGAUUCUGUAUGUGGUCAAAUCUGUAUAUGAGGAUGAUGACAAUGAGGCCACCGGGAAUAAGAUUGACUACAUUUACAAUACCGACCAAAGCAAGGAUAGUCUGGUGGAUGUUCCUUUUCCCAAUUCGUAUCAAUACAUAGCAGCUGUGGAUUACAACCCCAGGGACAACCUACUCUAUGUGUGGAAUAACUAUCAUGUAGUGAAAUAUUCCUUGGACUUUGGACCUCUGGAUAGUAGAUCAGGACAAGCACAUCAUGGACAGGUUUCCUAUAUCUCUCCACCAAUUCACCUUGACUCUGAGCUGGAGAGACCCCCUAUUAGAGGAAUCUCUACUACAGGACCUCUGGGCAUUGGAAGCACCACCACAAGUACCACCCUUCGGACUACAACUUGGAGCCCAGGAAAGAGUACCACCCCAUCAGUGUCAGGAAGAAGGAACCGGAGCACCAGCACCCCAUCUCCAGCUGUGGAGGUUCUUGAUGACAUAACCACUCACAUACCAUCAGCAUCCUCCCAGGUCCCAGCUUUGGAAGAGAGCUGUGAGGCUGUGGAAGCUCGAGAAAUCAUGUGGUUUAAGACCCGUCAAGGACAAAUAGCAAAGCAGCCAUGCCCUGCAGGAACUAUAGGUGUGUCAACUUACCUAUGCCUUGCUCCUGAUGGAAUUUGGGACCCCCAAGGACCAGAUCUCAGCAACUGUUCUUCUCCUUGGGUCAAUCAUAUAACACAGAAGUUGAAAUCUGGAGAGACAGCUGCCAAUAUAGCUAGAGAACUAGCUGAACAGACCAGGAAUCACCUGAAUGCUGGGGACAUCACCUACUCAGUCCGGGCCAUGGACCAGCUGGUAGGCCUCCUUGAUGUCCAGCUCAGGAACUUGACGCCAGGUGGAAAGGACAGUGCUGCCCGCAGUUUGAACAAGCUUCAGAAAAGAGAGCGCUCUUGCAGAGCCUAUGUCCAGGCAAUGGUCGAGACAGUUAACAACCUCCUUCAGCCACAAGCUUUGAAUGCUUGGAGAGACCUGACUACAAGUGAUCAACUACGUGCAGCCACCAUGCUGCUUGACACCGUGGAGGAGAGUGCCUUUGUGCUGGCUGAUAACCUUUUGAAGACUGACAUUGUCAGGGAGAACACAGACAAUAUUCAACUAGAAGUUGCAAGGCUGAGCACAGAAGGAAACUUAGAAGACCUAAAAUUUCCAGAAAAUAUGGCCCAUGGAAGCACUAUCCAGCUUUCUGCAAAUACUUUAAAGCAGAACGGCCGCAAUGGAGAGAUCAGAGUGGCCUUUGUCCUUUAUAACAACUUGGGUCCUUAUUUGUCCACGGAGAAUGCCAGUAUGAAGUUGGGCACAGAAGCUAUGUCUACAAAUCAUUCCGUUAUUGUCAAUUCACCUGUUAUUACAGCAGCAAUAAACAAAGAGUUCAGUAAUAAGGUUUAUUUGGCUGAUCCUGUGGUGUUUACUGUUAAACAUAUCAAGCAGUCAGAGGAAAAUUUCAACCCUAACUGUUCAUUUUGGAGCUACUCCAAGCGCACAAUGACAGGUUAUUGGUCAACUCAAGGCUGUCGGCUUCUGACAACAAACAAGACACAUACUACUUGCUCUUGUAACCACCUAACCAAUUUUGCAGUACUUAUGGCACAUGUGGAAGUUAAGCACAGUGAUGCAGUCCAUGACCUUCUUUUGGAUGUGAUUACAUGGGUUGGAAUUUUGCUGUCUCUUGUUUGUCUCCUGAUCUGCAUCUUCACAUUUUGCUUUUUCCGCGGGCUCCAGAGUGACCGUAACACCAUCCAUAAGAACCUCUGCAUCAGCCUUUUUGUAGCAGAGCUGCUCUUCCUCAUUGGAAUCAACCGAACUGACCAACCAAUCGCCUGUGCCGUUUUCGCUGCCCUCUUACAUUUCUUCUUCCUGGCUGCCUUCACCUGGAUGUUCUUGGAGGGCGUGCAGCUGUACAUCAUGCUGGUGGAGGUUUUCGAGAGUGAGCACUCACGGAGGAAGUACUUCUACUUGGUGGGCUAUGGGAUGCCCGCACUCAUUGUGGCUGUGUCUGCGGCUGUGGAUUACAGGAGUUAUGGGACAGACAAAGUAUGUUGGCUCCGACUUGACACCUACUUCAUUUGGAGUUUUAUAGGACCAGCGACCUUGAUAAUUAUGCUUAAUGUAAUCUUCCUUGGGAUUGCUUUAUAUAAAAUGUUUCAUCAUACUGCUAUACUGAAACCAGAAUCAGGCUGCCUUGAUAACAUCAACUAUGAGGAUAACAGACCCUUCAUCAAGUCAUGGGUUAUAGGUGCAAUAGCUCUUCUCUGCCUGUUAGGAUUGACCUGGGCCUUUGGACUCAUGUAUAUUAAUGAAAGCACAGUCAUCAUGGCGUAUCUCUUCACCAUUUUCAAUUCUCUACAGGGAAUGUUUAUAUUCAUUUUCCAUUGUGUCCUACAGAAGAAGGUACGAAAAGAGUAUGGGAAAUGCCUGCGAACACAUUGCUGUAGUGGCAAAAGUACAGAGAGUUCCAUUGGCUCAGGGAAAACUUCUGGUUCUAGAACUCCUGGACGCUACUCUACAGGCUCACAGAGCCGAAUUCGUAGAAUGUGGAAUGAUACGGUCCGAAAACAGUCAGAGUCCUCAUUUAUUACUGGAGAUAUAAACAGUUCGGCAUCACUCAACAGAGGAGCCAUGGCUAAUCAUCUUAUAAGCAAUGCUCUGCUUCGUCCGCAUGGUACUAACAAUCCCUAUAAUACAUUGCUUGGGGAACCGGCGGUCUGUAACAACCCUUCUGUCAGCAUGUACAACGCACAAGAGGGGCUUCUGAACAAUGCCAGGGAUACAAGUGUCAUGGAUACUCUACCACUGAAUGGUAACCAUGGCAAUAGUUACAGCAUUGCCAGCGGCGAGUACCUGAGCAACUGUGUGCAAAUUAUAGACCGAGGCUAUAACCAUAAUGAGACCGCCCUAGAGAAAAAGAUUCUGAAGGAACUCACUUCCAAUUACAUCCCUUCUUACCUGAACAACCACGAGCGUUCCAGCGAACAGAACAGGAAUCUGAUGAACAAGCUGGUGAAUAACCUCGGCAGUGCAAGUGAAGAUGAUGCCAUUGUCCUCGAUGAUGCCACAUCCUUCAAUCAUGAGGAGAGUCUGGGCCUGGAACUCAUUCAUGAAGAAUCGGAUGCUCCUUUGCUGCCCCCAAGGGUUUACUCCACGGAGAACCACCAGCCACACCACUACAGCAGAAGGCGGAUUCCCCAAGACCACAGUGAGAGCUUUUUCCCUUUGCUAACCAACGAGCACACAGAAGAUCUCCAGUCACCCCACAGGGACUCCCUCUAUACCAGUAUGCCAGCACUGGCUGGUGUGCCCGCCGCAGAGAGCGUUACCACCAGCACCCAGACCGAACCCCCAGCGGCCAAAUGUGGUGAUGCCGAAGAUGUUUACUACAAAAGCAUGCCAAACCUAGGCUCCAGAAACCACGUCCAUCAGCUGCACACUUACUACCAGCUAGGGCGCGGCAGCAGUGAUGGAUUCAUAGUUCCUCCAAACAAAGAUGGGACCUCUCCGGAGGGAAGUUCAAAAGGACCUGCUCAUUUGGUCACUAGUCUAUAG
Molecule: messenger RNA, 5516 nt
Organism: Urocitellus parryii (Arctic ground squirrel)
Lineage: Eukaryota; Metazoa; Chordata; Mammalia; Rodentia; Sciuridae
Gene: Adgrl3
Product: adhesion G protein-coupled receptor L3
Biological process (GO): cell surface receptor signaling pathway; adenylate cyclase-activating G protein-coupled receptor signaling pathway
Cellular component (GO): plasma membrane
Molecular function (GO): carbohydrate binding; G protein-coupled receptor activity
Source: RefSeq, a predicted model, not a curated record